Molecule: messenger RNA, 840 nt
Organism: Hippoglossus stenolepis (Pacific halibut)
Lineage: Eukaryota; Metazoa; Chordata; Actinopteri; Pleuronectiformes; Pleuronectidae
Product: ints3 and nabp interacting protein
Exons: 1
Coding region: 383-694 (103 amino acids)
Biological process (GO): DNA repair
Cellular component (GO): nucleoplasm; SOSS complex; nucleus
Source: RefSeq, a predicted model, not a curated record
GGAUGAGUUCAAUAUUUGUCAUAAAUAUUCAGCCAGAGUUCGUGCAACAUUAUUGAAAACUAUUAAUACAAAUCUUUAAUUAUUUUUCCUUCAUCAACACGAUCAAUAAACGUGUUUGAUGAUCCAACAGUAGUGAAGGCUUCUUCUGUAACGUUUGUGCUUUUAUUUUGGAAGGCAGGAGGCUGAAGCUACGAGCCGGAAGUGCUUUACCGUGUUAGCAUCGGUUAGCAUGUAGCAUUCCUCUGGUUCUCAGUGCUCCCGGUCUGUUAGCAACGUUAGCUUCCGUUAGCUUGAUAAGCUCAUCGCGUAAACAAGGAACAGCGACCAGCCUCCUUCAUGGACGGGAGCCCCCGCUGACUCCCCCCGCUGCUGAGCUGCGAACAUGGCGGCCAACCCUCCGGGGCCAGGCUUUCCGAACAAGGCCCGCGUCGCCAUCCUGGCGGAGCUGGACAAGGAGAAGAGGCGGCUGCUGCAGAGCGGGUCCAUGAACAGCCCCGGAGCCAACAUCCCGCUGUCGUCCAGACCGAGCCUGAAGGACGCGAGGGACAGCGCCGAGCAGCAGCACAUCGCCGCCCAGCAGAAGGCGGCCCUGCAGCACGCACACGGACACUCGUCCGGCUUCUUCAUCACUCAGGACUCCUCGUUCGGGAACCUCAUCCUCCCGGUGCUCCCCCGCCUGGAUCCCGAAACCUGACUCUUCAUCUUCCCAACAAACACUGACCUGACCCGGGCAUCUCUUGGACCCUGGGGGGGAAAAAACUCCCGUUGUUCUGUUUCUCUUUUAUACGAUGUGUGUCCUGUGUGUGAUUUAGUGUGAUUAAAACGAGGCUUUUGAACGCA